AUGACGAACCCGGCCAUCCAGAACGACUUCAGCUACUAUCGCCGAACCAUCAGCCGCAUGAGGAUCAACAACGUGUCUGCCGACCGAGGAAAUGAGGUCAACAACGAGCUGGCCAAUCGGAUGUCUCUGUUUUACGCCAGCGCCACGCCGAUGCUGAAGACGCUAAGUGACGCUACGUCAAAGUUCGUCUCAGACAACCCAGACGUCCCGAUUGAAAACACGACAGACUGUCUGAGUACGAUGGCCUGUGUGUGUAAAGUGAUGCUGGAAACACCGGAGUAUCGCAGUCGUUUCACCAGUGAGGAGACGGUGUUGUUCUGCCUCCGUGUGAUGGUCGGUGUCAUCAUCCUGUACGACCACGUUCACCCGGCCGGAGCCUUCGUUAAGACCUCCAAUAUAGACAUGAAAGGCUGCAUCCGAGUGCUGAAGGAGCAGCCGCCCAGCAGUGUGGAGGGAUUACUCAACGCUCUCAGGUAUACGACCAAACAUCUGAACGAUGAGGCUACCUCCAAGCAGAUCAAAACCUUGUUGCAGCCAAAUUAACUCCAUGCUUCUUCAGCGGAACUGAAACUGGAACGAUACUGGGAAGUAUUUUGGUCCAAAUUUCAAAAGAACUACUGAACAAACCUUUAGCUAAUGUGUCUUUGUUUAACCUCAGUUAUUGUUUUUUUUUUAAACUCAGAUUUUUUGUUGUAAAAUAAAAAGAGAAAAGAAAAGAAAAAGAGCGAAACCUUUUAGUUGGUUGAUCCAAGAGAAGAUGGUGUUAAAACCAGCAGGUGUGCUAGAGCUGCGUUCACGUCAUGUCAGAUUUACAACAAAAGGUGCGUUUGACUUCAUGCUGAACUAAUGUGAUGCAGGCUGGACUUAAAACAAGGCGUGCUGGUUAGGAAUUGUGUCCGACUUUUGCCGGCGCUGCAAAACGUCCCCAUGUCACAUGACAUUAAAACCUCACGGGAGCAAGACGGCUCAUAGGCGCCCAGUCCGGCGGCUGCAGUUGCAAUAAGCUCAUGCAGGUAGAAUGCGUCCGACUUGACGCCGCUGUUUUUAUACCCCGCCCCUGCAGUCGCCUGCAGCUCACGUUAGACUAUCAAGUCGUCGCAGUCAUAUCAAACGCACCUAAAUACAAUUUGUUCACUGGGAAAUAUGCUUAUUCUGCCCCCUAGUGGACAUUGAGAACAGACUUUUCCUUCGCUUCCAGAAUGUGUCACAUAAAGAAAAUAUUGCAGUGAAUUAACUGAAAUUGAAAGUUCUGUUAGCGCCACCUAGAGACCCACAUCUUAAAAAUGUAUUCCUGUGUUCUGGUGUUUUGCCAAACUCUUCUAAUUCCCAACUCGUCACAAAUGAACGCUUGGUCAACACCCUUUGGCGUUGUUGUUGCACGUGUAGGUCUCCACGUUUAGGUUAGCAAUAACACAUAUGCAACGUCCAGACUGACUUCAGAAUAAAACUAGUGGUGAACAUUGUUAAAGGUGAAGGCACUUGGUUAGGUUUAGGAAAACAUCAUAGUUUGUAACAUAACUGAAAAAUAAUCAAUGCUGACAUUUUGUUUCCUAAAGAAGAAACAAAGACUGAUCUCCUGGGUUGGUUUCUGACUCACUCAUCCACACCAACCACUUCUUUACUUGGACUUUUCUGUUAUUUAUAAAUGGCCUACUUUUAGCAUUGACAAUGACGCUAAAUGGCUUCCCCCAGUGCGUUGAACGAUGAUGUGGUCGUUCCAUAGCCGUUCAGAAGAGCCAUAAACACACAAACUAGUUCGUUUCAAACAUACACGGCCUCAAGCUCUUCCAGGAGUGGAGCCAAAAACCGUCUUCUGGAGACCAUGAAUGUCUAGACCACAUAUGAUCUCUUUUUGGCCGAUACUUGAGGAGAUUCGUAUGGACAAUCUGCGGUUCCUGACCGUCCGAGGGGCAAAAUAAACGUCACUAGCAACUGCAGCUGGGUCUGCUUGAUUUAAAUAGGCUAAACAAAAUGACCCACAACUGGGCUGUGUAGACUUUGCGAAGGCUUGAGCAUGUUUACCAUUUAUUCAUCAGGUUAUCUGUACUUCUGAUGUGACGAGAAUGCAGCUUUGGCGGUUUUCAUGCAGCACCGAUCUGUUAGCUGCCUUAGGGUUAAAGUGUGUUGGUGGUUCAACAGAUCAUCACCUCAGCCCCUUUUCCACCAGAUGAACUUUUCCCCAUUUCAAGAACCCAGGAACCUUUUCACUGGAGGAACCUUAUCCCGGUAUUAAUUCCUCAGCCGCAGUUCCUACCUCAGUAAAAAGUCUCUGUGGCUGAGGUUGUACUUUUCAGUUAAACUUUGUAAACUGCUGAAAUUCACAGUUUUACAUGACUGAACAUCAGUGAUUGGUCAAACGCAAGAUCAGCGAGAAUCAAAAAGGAAAACACAGGUUUAUUACAAUUCAUAGUUUUCACAUGACGUCACAUUCCAAGGAAAUGCUCCCUUGGAGGGCAAAAAAGAUGUUAAUUUCUGCUGCCCGCCAGGAAGCAAGUGACACGCAAAAGACUUUGAGUUCGUUACUUUUGCAUAGCGUUAAAAUUCUGGAUGGUUGUUGUGCUUUCGGAUGCACUAAUCGACGAGGAGACAAGCCUGAGCUGUGUGAGGUGAGGGAUUCCCUACAAGGUAGACGUAAACAUUACCAAAGUCGAGCGCUGGCAGGGACCCGGCGGUUUUAACACUUACAAUUUGUGUCCAUAUGUUUUUCCGCUCUUCCAAAUGAGUUUUCCAAACCUGUUUUACACCUGAUGUUUGUUGCUGUUUGAUCCAUUUUAAAGGGCACUAUUUUCUCAGCCAGCCUACUACUGUGAGUAAUGUGUAAGUGAGAGCGAGGGUGAUAGAAGGUGAAAUUGUUAGAAAAUAUUGAUGAUAUAUUUAUAUUGUGGUGGGCUUUUACAAAUAAAUCAAGUAUGGAAAACACCGGAUGAGGGAGUGGUUCAAAUUAGCAAAAUUACAGACUUCCUGAAUGUGUCACGCCUUGACAAUUUUUUGUCUUAGUUGUAAAUGUCUGUCUGGAUCUUAGAGCCUCAUGUGAACUGCAUUUCACUCAGUGCUCACGGCCCUAAAAUCAUGCACAGACAAUAGAAGUUCCUGGUUUCUUGAAGGGUCAUUUGGAUUCUUUGGUGGAAAAAGGUUGAAAUACUUAGUAGCCAGUUUAUUGGGGUAAAUUUAAACAGCUCAUUCCUCCUCAGAAGAUGAGCUGUUGGUGUCACUAACAUCUGGUAAAAUUAGCUUUUGGGACUCAUUGACUGUAACUGCGUAGGAACCAUAGAAAAGCUCUGGGAGAAGCUGUGAGCUGCUUUUUAUUGUAGGUGGCAAAUAGAACCAGCCUUACGUUUGACAAACCAACCAGUCAGUCCAAAGCAAAGUAAGUUUCCAGGUGCAACAUCUUCAUCACCGUGAGUCACGGUUUUCCAAAUGUUUUGCAAGACAGAAGACUUUGGACUGAGGACUGGCUGCUUUGGCAAAUGCACAUGUGGUUAACGAGGUGGGGAGGUUAACCACCAGGUUAACAGCACACAGCCACUUCACCGCAUCUUUCUAUGAGAAGCAUCUUUGACAGUCUCCCACGCACUGGAUAAGAUAAACCCAGUUUUUAUUUCUGUUUUUGCAGUUAAAUCUACAAAUUCACAGUAUGAUUUAAUAAAGAGUAGGAAUGAUGUCAUAACAUUUUUUCAUGCAUGGGCCAGCAGUGUAAAACUGUCUGUAUGAUGUGGACAGCUAACAUAGGAAGCACUGUAAUAAACCUGCUACUGAGAGCAGUUUGGAACUAGCUAAGAGAAGGAGAACCACUGUGACGAACAAGAUGCGGUACUGAUACGAGGGAAACCUCAGACUGAUGUGGAGUUAAGUUUUCUCAAUGUUUGAACUGAUCUGAUCAGUGGGACUGCUGACUGGAAAUCUUUACAAGCUUUUUAUUUUGCUUUGUAUGUUAAUGCUGCAGUGUCAGGGACUGAAUGGCAUUAAAUGUUUUAAAUGAUGUUUGUGUCGGCCAAAUAAAGUUUAUACAUUUUUAA
Micropterus dolomieu (smallmouth bass) is the source of this 4016-nucleotide messenger RNA. Its product is annotated as CYFIP-related Rac1 interactor B-like. Gene Ontology annotation, molecular function: small GTPase binding. Gene Ontology annotation, biological process: positive regulation of T cell activation; regulation of actin filament polymerization. The record is from RefSeq and is a predicted model, not a curated record. Lineage: Eukaryota; Metazoa; Chordata; Actinopteri; Centrarchiformes; Centrarchidae.